GAAGUGAUCAAACAUGCGAAGAAAGCUCAAAACCUGCGGCCGCGUCAAAUGCCUCUUCCACCUUACUGUUCAGUUGGCCUGAGCACGGAUUCGGAUCGACAUCCGGUUGAUCGGGAGAAGGACACGACUACAGCGAAUUCACUGAUGGGAGCCACGGAGACUUCAAAGAUGGAGGAGGGCAAAUCGAAGAUGGAGGCCGUGGAACAUUCGAAGAUGGGCGGGAAAUCGGAGGGGGCCACGGCAAAGAUGGAGGAGGACAAAGCAAUGAUGGAGGCCACGGCAAAGAUGGAGGAGAAGUCGAAGACGGGGGAGAAAUCGAAAAUGGCGACCACUGCGAAUUCGAUGAUGGAGACCAACUCGAAAAUGGAGGAAGUGGACAAGUCGAAGAGCAGCCAGCAGGAAUGAUGAGAGGACAAUAAAAGAAGCUAUAAGUGUUCCAGAGAAGAAAA
Meloidogyne enterolobii is the source of this 449-nucleotide messenger RNA. Lineage: Eukaryota; Metazoa; Nematoda; Chromadorea; Rhabditida; Meloidogynidae. The record is from the annotation of a GenBank genome assembly.